Galendromus occidentalis (western predatory mite) is the source of this 4128-nucleotide messenger RNA. RefSeq lists its product as uncharacterized. Lineage: Eukaryota; Metazoa; Arthropoda; Arachnida; Mesostigmata; Phytoseiidae. Gene Ontology annotation, biological process: phosphorylation. The transcript has 18 exons. Bases 1 to 3894 code for a protein of 1297 amino acids. Gene Ontology annotation, molecular function: kinase activity; ATP binding. The record is from RefSeq and is a predicted model, not a curated record.
AUGAGUAACUUCCUCAAUCGGCUCCAGGAGAGACGAGACUGGAUCUUCUGGUUCCUGAGCGAUCCUUCGGAAUCCACAUUCUUGCAAAUAUUCUUCAGACGGUUCAAAGAGCAGCUCGCGCUGGUUUUCGUUCGUCUCAAUAUCAAUGGCCGCUUCCUUUUUCUCCGGGAGACUUUCUGCAAAGACAACAGCGAUGAGCGAGCGUACAGCGCGGGAGGGAUCCGUCUGGAAUGCGUUGCCCCAAUGAGAAGAUGGCGACUCGCUGUGAAUGCCAUGAUGGAAGACCUCGACGGCGUGAAAAUCCAUGUUCGGAUAGGCGUCCAAGUCGCCAUGGUCGGCCACACUUUUGAGUUGCCGAAGCAGGUCAAACCUUCUUUCCUGGCGCGAAGAUACGAGAGUGAGGGUGACGAGAGAGCUAAAGAGAAGAUUUCGAGAUGCUGUAGCGGAUGCCAAGCAAUUUCUCAACCAGUCUCAGUCUUCACCGAGAUCAUUACGGAUGGACAAAGAAACGAGCUGAUGCUCUUCGGCUCUCGCUUGAAGUGUUUCGGGAAUUCGGAUCUCCUGGAGGAUGUCCCAAUUUAUUUCGGCUACGCUGAGAACGGAACGACCUUGACAGCUAUAAACGUGCAAUCAAAGGCGUAUGGAUAUUGUUGCGACCCCGUGAAAUUCGUACAAUCGAUUCGGAAAACCAAGUGCAGUCUCGAUAAACGGGACGGUCCUGACCGCGAUGUGAAGCUCCGUUUUCAAGUUGGUGAUACCAAACAUAAGCUCCUGCCCGAUUUCGAUUGGAACGGUGGAUGGACCGAAAGUUCCGGGAAGGAUCAUACCUCCAAAUACGACGGCGCGGGACGCCUCACAACGGGGGGCAAGGAUUUCAAGUUGCAGAGCGCACUACUUCAAUUAUUCGAGAAAAAUAUCCGUCCUGUCGGAAAACUGCAGCUCUGCCGACUGCUCCAGUUUCCAACGCAAGAUAGCGACUUUCUGGUUCUAAGCGUUUCCGAACCGUCAUGCAAGAAUCCAAAACUCACAGGGGGUAAAGGCGCCUCGCUGGCGGUGCUCACUGAGCUCUCCAAUCACUUCAGAACGUUCAAGGUACCGUCGGCUGUGGUCUUGACAGUCAAGGCGUACGCUGUUUUCGCUGAAACGCCGGUAGUAUCCCGGGCUAUUGAGAACUUCCUGAUCGCGAGCAAAACUGCCGGGAUGGCCGACUUGAAAGUGGCGUCGGAUAAAUGCGUCUCCGCCAUAUCGAAUGCUGAUCUACCGGAUCUGAUCCGGGAAUCGCUCAAUGAGAAACUCUGUGGAGUCUUCGGCGAACUCUGGAAAUUGAGAAAGUUUGCGGUGCGCUCUUCUGCCGUUGGUGAAGACUCCGAGGAAAUGUCGGCAGCCGGACAGAUGACCACAUAUUUGGGGGUGCAAGGGGAAGAAGAGGUGUUCUCUGCAGUGGUCAAAUGCUGGGCGUCGCAAUUCGCUCUCACGGCCGUCAAUUAUAAACGCCAGUACGGCCAAGACUUAGAGAGUCAGAUGGCGGUCGUUGUGCAGGAAAUGGUCAGCGCCGACAGUGCCGGGGUUAUGUUCACCUGCGAUCCAGUGACAUCGAAUCCGACAGGGAUUUCCAUCACCGCGAAUUUCGGCCUGGGAGAAUCGGUGGUUUCCGCCACAGCUGAUCCCGACACGUUCUCUUUCCGCCGAGACGGAGCGGAAGUCUUCUUGAUCGCAAAAUCGCGUGGUGUCAAAGAUCGCAUGGUGGUAGAAUCGGAAUCUGGGAGUGGCACGAUAGAAACGAUCGUUGAUUUGGAGAAGGCGAAGAGGUUCUGCUUAUCGAACAUUCGCGCGAUUCAAAUCGCAUCGAUCGGAGCUUUGUUGACGGAUGUAUACGAUUCACCCCGAGACAUCGAAUGGGCCGUCGUUCACGGGAAAGUAUACCUGCUACAAUCUCGGCCGGUGACGUCAUUUCUUCGCGAGAGUGACUUUGAAAUUCGGCAUGAUUUCAAUUCCGGGCUCUAUACCAAUCGAGAGAUUCUGAGCCGCGCAAACCUCGACGAAGUCAUGCCUGGUGCAUUCUCCACGCUGGGGAUCUCCGUGUGCAAUCACCUAGUGUUCGAGCUUUUCGGGAAGCAAAAUGCGCAGUGGUCUAUGAAUGAUCCGAGCCAGUACGUCUUCUUCCAAGAUGCCUGUAUCGGGAAGAAAACCUACAUGAACUUUUCCCAGAGUGGCUUCGCCGGGAAUGAGAACAUUAUGAAGAUGAUGGAGGUGACUAUGUUCGGGUACGACGUGUCCGCCCACGAUGCCUUGAAGGAUGGUAUCGUCCACCCGACAAAGAAACCCAAAGGUCUGGGUGCGGUCGUGGCGAUGCUCUCUGCACUCCGCGAUCCCGUGGCCCUCGCGAAGAGAAUGCACUCAGAGGCCGAACUUUUCCGCGUGAACUUGCCGGAGGAAGGUGAUGCCCUUUCUCUGUUCUUGAGAGUUCUUCGCCAUGUGCCUUCUUUGGUCCACUUCAUGGGGGGACUCAUGGAGGCAUCCAUGCCGGCCGGUUUCUACAAUGUCGUCACGAUGAACAUUCUGAAAAGCAGUCAACAUUUGGAUGAUUUCUCGCCAGAGCUCAUGCUCUUGGUAUCCAAACUCCUUCGCUCGGAUCUGGAAGUCGAGAGCGCUCAGAUCCCGAAAGAGCUCACGAGCCUUUCCAACCUGCUCCGAGAGGAUCGGCAUUUCGAAGCUUUCAUCGAAAUGACGCCCGAAGAUGCACUGAAGUGGCUUGAAGAAGAUGGAGGAGCAGCUGCGACAGAGUUCCGGGCGUUCCGUGCAAGGAACGCCCAUCGAUCCUACAAGGAAUUCGACCUCUACUCGAAAACUUGGGGCAUAGACCCACUACCCUUGGUCAGAACACUGCAGUCUUCGGCUCGAGCCCCCGAGACGAAUAACUCUAGGAAGGACGGCGAUUCAAUGACAGUUGAUCAGCUUCCUCUGCGACCGAGCUUACUGCAGAGAGCGCUUCUGAAGUUUCUCAUCCCAAGGACGCAGAGAGCCGUCUACGCACGGGAGGCGACUAAAUCAGCUUUGAUCAAGAGCUACCACGCGCUUCGUCUCGCGAUGCGCAAAGUGGGUCAACAAUUGCAGGCCGAAGGGAAGAUUCCAGACCCGGAAUUGAUUUUUUUCCUCAGCUGUGACGAGAUCUAUCGUCUCAUUACGACUCGGGAUCCGUCUUUGAUACCCAGAGCCUUGCGGAGACGGAAGAUGCAUUCCCUGCUGGAUCAGGAACGUUAUCCAGUAUUGAUCUUGGGGAUGCCAAAACCGAUCGAUGCGUCGACGAUUACGAUAGAUCCGAACGCCCAGAAAAUAGAGGGCAUCCCAGUGAGUGAAGGAAUAGUUGUGGGUCCAGCCCGCGUCAUCCUCGACUUCACCACAGAGGCUCACUUGAUCAAGAAAGGCGAGAUCCUGGUCACAAGGGCAACCGACACAGGUUGGACACCGUAUUUUCCGCUUCUCGGCGGCGUGGUCACCGAAGUCGGAGGUCUCCUGUCACACGGCGCUGUGGUUGCGAGGGAGUAUGGCCUACCAGCGAUCGUUGGUGUUGCUGGUGUGACCAGUUUCGUGAAAUCUGGUGAUUCGGUCACUCUCGACGGUCAUAAGGGUAUCCUUCAGAAGAAUGUUUCAUCCGAGGAGGAACGAACUGGGAGCGCCGAGCCGUUUCCCGCAGCGGAUAUCGACGCGAACCUGACGGCGGGAGACGAUGGAACCGAUAAUGUUGCGCUCGAACAGCCCGCGGGAUCCGGAAAGGAGCAGGAGUCAUCCAAAGAUCUGUCCACAACGCUCCGGAGCGCUCUCGAACGAGAGGACGACGACGGAACUGGUUAUGAUUUCGAAGACACAGCACAUCUGAUAUCUGCUAAAGCCUGAGCCGUGCUAGCCUGCAGCUCCGAUCCUACGAAUAACUUUCUCAAUAAAAAUCCGGAAAUACUCGACGAGCGGAGAAUACCCACGCUUCGCGCAACUUGUCGGCGGAACUCCCGCGUGUCCGCGUGAAGACAAAUGAGCGAGGGGGAAUCUCCUUCCGUUAGCAGGUGAUCUCGUGUAGCGUGGUCAUGUCUACGCUCUUCGUGGACGGCCUCCGCUCUGUGGAGGAAAAUCUUA